UUUCAAUCGGUUGGAUCGUUUCGAAUUCUUUUGCUAUAAUAUCAGAGUGAUCAGCGGAAAUGUGUUUUAUUCAAAGUUAAUGAUACAGUUUCCCGUAAUUCCGUGACAAUGAGGUUCAAACUACUUCUAGCACUGCAACUGCAGUUGUGCAUCAUUUUAGCCCAGGACAUUUUCGAGUUCGGUGAAUACGAGGAAGGACCCUGCGGCCGUUGGAAACCGGGCGAUGUGGACCUACGCUCUUUCGAUCUUAUUCGAGAGUUUCAGUUGGAUCGCUUUGAAAACAAUGGCGAGCAUAUUUUCAGCAUCGAAGGAACGAACAGUCUCCAAACGGCAUAUCGAUUGGAAAGUCAAACGAAUUUGACAAUGCGAGCGAUUGACGCAUUUCCUCUGGGUCUGCCCCAGCAGUUUUCGUUGGAAUGUACAUUCCGAACGGAAGCUGAGCCCGUUUCGUCGUGGCACAUGUUUGAGGUUACAAACGAGCACCACGAAAGCCAGCUGGCCGUAACGAUGAACCCGGGUAGGCAAACCCUGGAGGUAGGAGUCCCGAGCUACGAAGGGGAACUGCAGGUGGUUGAGUAUCAUCACUCGUCGUUGUUUGAUCAACGGUGGCACAAAAUCAUGCUGGGAGUGACAAAUGAUUAUCUUAAUCUAUGGGUCGACUGUAAACCGGUUCAGGAUGUGGACGGACAUCUGAAUGCACCGUUGGAACCCCGAGGACGUUUCGAUACCAACAACGGAUUUGUUUCCAUUUCGCGCUAUGCGGAAACUUCGGUCCAUGAACCGGAAUCACCGAUAGUUGAUCUCCAGUGGAUGGUGAUGAAUUGCGACCCGACGCGUCCUGCCCAUGGAACAUGCGAUGAAUUACCACUGUAUGAAGUGGCUCACGUUGAGACUAAUCUGCCACAUGGACCGGAACCGAAAGCAGAUUGUAAUACCGUAUGCCCACCGGGAUACAACGGGACGGAUGGUGCUCCAGGAGUCCCAGGAAUUCCGGGUGAAAAAGGUGCUAAAGGAGAGCCCGGUUUUAAUGGGAGACGUGGCCCGCCUGGUCCAAGGGGUUUGGAGGGUGCUGCCGGUAUCUCGAUAAAAGGAGAAAAGGGUGCCAUUGGAGCAGUAGGGCAAAAAGGAGAACCAGGAUCAGCGGCUAUCGCUGGUGCUGCCGUCAUAGGACCACCCGGAUUACCAGGCCCACAAGGCCCUCCAGGAUUUGCAGUCAAAGGAGAAAAGGGUGAACGAGGUUACGAUGGAUUGCCCGGAUUGAAAGGUGAAUCGUUGCAAGGACCUAUUGGUCCGCGGGGACUUCCCGGUCCUCCUGGAACUACGGGGAUAGGACUCAUAGGCGAAAAGGGUGAACGAGGAAUAACUGGUUUUCCGGGUAGAGAUGGAAUUUCAUUACCAGGUGCUCCCGGAACCAAAGGAGAGAAGGGGGAACCGGGAUCAGUAGUACAAUCUUUGACAGAACGCGGCGAAAAGGGUGAAAAGGGUGACUCAGGGCCUCGGGGCCCGACAGGAAUACAAGGAAUGCCAGGUGCUCCUGGGCCUAUUGGUCAUCCGGGACAACCGGGACCACCGGGGCCCGUUCCGACUGAAGGCGCUUAUGCGACAGGAAACUUGGGAGUAUCAAUACCUGGUCCACGAGGAAUUCCCGGUUCUCCAGGUCCUCCAGGGCCUCCUGGACCUCCUGGUGCACCGUCUGAGGUUGCAUCUUCAGGAAGUGGACGAUAUUUUGAAAACUUCAUGUCCUACGGACAUCGUGGACCAGUUGGUUAUACUGGUUUGCCAGGUGUACGAGGAGCAGGUGGCGAGCGCGGCCCCGAAGGAUCGAUCGGGUUGCCUGGUCCGCCAGGGCAAGAUGGAGCUCCUGGAUUGCAGGGAAUACCGGGAGUGACAGGACAACCGGGAUCUCCGGGUCUACCUGGAUUACCUGGAAGAAGCUACACCGAGGCUGAAGUACGAGAUAUUUGUGCUUCAGUACUGAGAGAUCAUCUAGCGGAACUUACGGAAGGAUUAAUAGGACCUCCAGGGCUCCCGGGUGAAUCGAGAACGGGAAAGCCGGGAUUACCGGGUAAACCGGGACCGAAAGGUGAUCGUGGAUAUCAGGGUCUACCAGGAGAUCGAGGUUAUCCAGGGGAACCUGGGAAUCCAGGACUUCCAGGUUCUCCCGGCGAACGAGGUGAACCAGGGGUUGAAGGCCGACCAGGCCACGACGGCGUUGGAAGAGAUGGUGCUCCAGGCCCUCAAGGUCCACAGGGUCCACCGGGACUGGAAGUUCAAGGCCCUCCCGGGCGUCAAGGGGAACGAGGAGAGUCUGGUAAACCUGGUAUCGCAGGACUUCGUGGACCACCGGGUGUUCCCGGGGUGUGCCCUAACGAUUGCUAUAUGGCAGCAGCAGUAGCCGCCCAAAGUUUCCGAGCUAAUCAACAAACCAAAGGACCGCCUUACUAACAUGAGAGCUUACAAUAAUGACAUCCAUGCGUGCAUUUCAAUUACUCGUAACAAUCUGUUAAUA
Molecule: messenger RNA, 2509 nt
Organism: Malaya genurostris
Lineage: Eukaryota; Metazoa; Arthropoda; Insecta; Diptera; Culicidae
Product: collagen alpha-1(IV) chain-like
Exons: 14
Coding region: 109-2445 (778 amino acids)
Source: RefSeq, a predicted model, not a curated record